GCGGCUCCGUAUCCGAGAGCGCUGGGCUGGCUAGAGCGGCUCCGCAGCUGAAGCAAUCAGUCCCAGCACCGGCGGAGAGGUCCUGUCUCCUGGGCCAGACUGCGCUUCCGAAGGCGACUGUUUCCCUCGGGUGCAUGCGCAUGGUGGGAGCAGUGGUGACUUGGCUGAUGAACUACAAGCCGUUCUUGUUUGGGUUCCUAUUCCUUCUGCUAUUGCUUAGCAACUGGCUGGUCAACUAUGAAUCCAAAGCCACCCCCUCAGAAUCCCCACAGGAGGAGGCAGAGAAACCAAGGACUUCGGAAGCGGGCCACAAAAGCAACAGUGCCAAGAACAUGAAAGAAAUAGAGAAAAUGCAUGCCUGCUUUGCCCUUCAGGACAAGAUCCUUGAACGGCUUUUGUUCAGCGAGAUGAAGCUGAAGGUCUUGGAAAAUCAGAUGCUCAUCCUAUGGAAUAAAAUGACUCACUGCAGGCCAUCAAGCAGAUAUCGGCAUUUCCCCAGGAAGAAACGCGUACUGGAGAGGCGUGACUCAAUUUUCUCCAUCAUUUCUGACUGUACCUCCAAUUCCCAGGCCUAAUGAGACAGAGGCAGGCCAGCCUCUACUGAUGUUACCGUGACUCGGUGUGUUAGUCUGGUUUGUUGUUAUUACCAUUGUUGCUAUCACACAGUUCACGAGACCAGAAACUUUAUAUAAAAG
Fukomys damarensis (Damara mole-rat) is the source of this 695-nucleotide messenger RNA. It is a transcript of the gene Tex46, whose product is annotated as testis expressed 46. The transcript is spliced from 3 exons. Bases 135 to 575 code for a protein of 146 amino acids. Lineage: Eukaryota; Metazoa; Chordata; Mammalia; Rodentia; Bathyergidae. The record is from RefSeq and is a predicted model, not a curated record.